AUGGGGACUACAGGUGACGACAUGGCUUCAGUGGAGCAGAACGCCUCCUUGAACCCCCUGUGCUUUGAGUGUGGGCAGCAGCACUGGACAAGGGAGAAUCACCUCUACAACUACCAGAAUGAAGUGGACGACGACUUGGUCUGCCACAUUUGCCUUCAGCCCUUGCUGCAGCCGUUGGACACUCCCUGUGGACACACUUUCUGCUACAAGUGCCUAAGGAACUUUCUACAAGAGAAGGAUUUCUGCCCGCUGGAUCGAAAAAGACUCCAUUUUAAACUCUGCAAAAAAUCCAGCAUUCUUGUUCAUAAACUGUUAGACAAGCUCUUUGUUUUGUGCCCCUUCUCUUCCGUGUGUCAAGAAGUCAUGCAGCGAUGUGACCUGGCGGCACAUCUCAAAAACAGGUGUCCAGGGGCUUCUCAUCGAAGGGUUGCUCUGGAGAGAAGGAAAACGAGCAAACUGCAAGCAGAAUCGGAAGGCGAGAGUGGUCCCGGUGGGACGGAGCAGCCUAGCAGUUUGUCUCCGGACGCAGAUCAGGGAAUAGUGCCAGCUGAGCAGAGCUUCACCUCACCCGCCCUCCCUGCAUGGACAGACGAGCCCGGCAUCGACAAUCCGCCUUUUGAGGAGAACACAGUAGCAGACACAAAUCAACAGCCACCUACCUUGCCUGAAGGAGAGAUCACCACAAUUGAGAUUCAUCGGUCCAAUCCUUAUAUCGAAUUAGGAAUUAGCAUAGUGGGUGGCAAUGAAACGCCUUUGAUCAACAUUGUCAUUCAGGAGGUUUACAGAGAUGGGAUCAUUGCCAGAGAUGGAAGACUUCUUGCUGGAGACCAAAUACUGCAAGUAUGGGACCUAAUUAC
This is a messenger RNA of Eurypyga helias (sunbittern), 857 nucleotides long. RefSeq names its product ligand of Numb protein X 2-like. Gene Ontology annotation, molecular function: protein binding; ubiquitin-protein transferase activity. NCBI's taxonomy places the organism in Eukaryota, Metazoa, Chordata, Aves, Eurypygiformes, Eurypygidae. The record is from RefSeq and is a predicted model, not a curated record. The transcript is spliced from 3 exons. The annotation marks the transcript as partial.